Molecule: messenger RNA, 639 nt
Organism: Aspergillus clavatus NRRL 1
Lineage: Eukaryota; Fungi; Ascomycota; Eurotiomycetes; Eurotiales; Aspergillaceae
Exons: 2
Coding region: 1-639 (212 amino acids)
Source: RefSeq, a predicted model, not a curated record
AUGGACCCAGGCGCCAGCAUCCCCGCCGACGAACCCUCAGUCUUCAACUACGUCCUCUCCUUUCUCCUCGUCGGGGUCGCAUGGGGCUUCACAACCCCUUUCAUCCGCCGCGCCGCAGCCGAUUUCAACGCCCGCCAGGAAGCCAAACAAGCACAAGCACAAGCACAAGCCCAGCCGACACCCCAACAAACCAACCCAGCCGCCAGCGCAGACGAACAGGAACUCCAAUCCCAAGACCCGCACCCGGACGCCGACUCGGACUCCAGCUCCGAGGAAGACCAGCCGCUAUCCCAAGCGCGCCCCACGCGCGCCCCGGCAUGGAUGAAACCCCAGGGAUCCGCACCCUCCUGGCUCAAAACAAAGAUCAUCAGCGUGUUCUGGACGGUGGUGAACCUGCUCCGCACGCCGGCGUAUGCGAUUCCGCUGGUCAUCAACCUGACGGGGAGUAUUUGGUUCUUCCUGCUGGUUGGGAAGCACGAGUUGUCGCUGACGGUGCCGUUGGCGAACUCGAGCGCGUUUUUGUUUACAGUGCUGGGGGAGUGGUAUGUGGAGCGCAAGGUGAUUGCCAAGGAGACGUGGUUGGGGAUGGCGCUGGUGUUGGGGGGGAUUGGGCUUUGUGUGCAGUCGAAGAAUAUGUAG